Molecule: messenger RNA, 882 nt
Organism: Aspergillus uvarum CBS 121591
Lineage: Eukaryota; Fungi; Ascomycota; Eurotiomycetes; Eurotiales; Aspergillaceae
Product: bZIP transcription factor
Exons: 2
Coding region: 169-882 (237 amino acids)
Source: RefSeq, a predicted model, not a curated record
UUCAGUUCUUUGGAUUGCCCGAGGGUCCUUUACUCGUUUGUGAUUGCUGUCUUUCUUAGCUCCCGCUAGUGAAACAAAUGUUGUGAAGCGAAAUUCAUAUACUCGAUAAAUAUAUUUCAAUCGGGCUACCCGACACCAGGAAGACCCACCUGCAGUUAAACCAAAGAAAUGACAGCCCCAGCAGCUCAAUUGUCAUCCUCGCAGCGCAUUCGUGACAAUCAACGGCGGUCGCGCGCACGCCGCAAAGAAUACCUCCAGGAUCUUGAGCAACGUCUGCGCAGGUUUGAGCUCCUCGGAGUCCAAGCCACACAAGAAGUGCAAGCUGCGGGGCGUAAGCUGGCCAUAGAAAACGCUCAUCUCCGAUCGCUACUGAGACUCCACGGGGUUUCAGACCAGCAGGUCCAGGCGUAUUUGACCGACCAGUCGACUCAUCUUAAUCCUCCAACAUGUCGCCCAGAAGCGUUUAGCGAAGCGCGAUCGUCGGCGAGAAAAUGCUUGCCUUCAACUUUAGGUAGUGGCGGGGAAUCACCACGAAGUGUAUCAAGCCUGAAUAACACAAGCUCGUCGGGGAAAAUCACGAGCACUUUAGCACCGUCGAGCCCAGCAGCCCACCAGCAGAGGGCCUUGUCCGAUGAUCAACCUUUGGACAGAGAGCUGCCUGCUACUAUUGAUGAUUCCCGUUACGAUAGCUCUGAGUGGUCUCCGACGAGUAGGUAUCAGAGCGUAGGACAGUCUACUCCAUGCGAAACCGCUGCCGGGAUCAUCAAGUCUAUGCGCAGCUACUACGAUGCGCAGGACAUACGGUCGGAACUCGGGUGCCAGUCGGACACCAACUGCAUGGUGCGGAACAUGGAUAUAUUUCGACUACUAGAUGAAGUAUGA